GGGCUGGAAAACAUUCGAGAGGGAAACAAAGGAAGAGGGAACAUCUCUUCGCUGUUUGACGCGAAUAUUCAAUUGUAAAAGUGAAUAUUUUCCGAACCAGAACAUCUGGACGCAUUUAUAAGGUUUCCGUCAUGUCUCACAAACAGAUCUACUACUCUGAUAAAUAUGACGAUGAAAAAUACGAGUACAGACAUGUAAUGCUACCUAAAGACAUUGCUAAGCGUGUACCGAAGACCCAUUUGAUGUCAGAAACUGAGUGGAGGAACCUCGGAGUACAGCAAAGUCAAGGAUGGGUACACUACAUGAUCCAUCAACCAGAGCCACACAUCUUGCUGUUCCGACGUCCUCUGCCCAACCCUAAAUCAUAAAAGAUGUUCUCUGGAUCCUGCAAAGAUCAGUCCUCUUGCGCCACACAUCUGAUCAGAUUGUGUGGUGGAACCAUCGGGCUGAUCACGAUGGACCUGGAGACAGAACUGUAACAUUUAUGAACAAUAGUUGUGGAAUUGUUGCAAGAAGGGGGUGGGGUGGGGGGGAAAUAUUACCCUUCUCUUGACAAAAGGACUUUUGAUCAUUUUCACACACCACCUGCCAGAAACAUUCAAGCCUUUUGAUGAGACUCACCCGUCCGACUAGCUGCUUGGAUUUUCCAUCUUUAUCUAAGCAGCACGGAGCAUACGUUCCACAUUCGAUCUGUUAGUGCAUCAAGCCAAACAAAAGUCCAAUUAAAGAUUGUAAAUGCAGUUUGUAUUGGAAAAGCUGUGGUUUUAAGUGACAUGUUGCUGCUUGGUUUAAAUGACACUGUAAAAUAGGCAUUUAACAAUAUUGUCAUGUUAAUAAAAACCUGCAUACCUGUUAAGUCUGACCUAAGAUGAGAUCCUGUUUUCUAGAACCAGUUUAACCUGCGUUAAAAAAAUAAAUAAAUAAAUAAAAAAUAAAUCUCCACUGGUCUGAACAUGUGAGCUGCUGAAUAAAAUGCUGCCCUUAAAUAAAUAUAAAUUUUUGAAACUUAAGUGUGAUUUAUUUUUUCUAACUUCAUUUUCUUCAAUAACGGAAAAUAUAGUGAUGGAUGCAAGUACUGUAUGCAAUAUGACUACGUUUUUUGUUUUUCUUUACUAAAUUUGGAUGAAAAUGGCUGUUUUUCCCAUUUUAAGUGUUUAAUAUGAAGGUUAAAUUUGCAAUGACUAAACUUAAAACACUUAUUUUGUGCAUCAAAAUGAGUUAAUUUCACUGUAGUCUUUAUUUGUAUAAAUUGUUCCUGUUUGAUUUCAGAAAGCAAUGUAAUACCAAACACCUUUUCUUUGUCCUAUAAUAUUUUUCUUGCAUGCCUGAAAGUUAGUACUUUAUGUCCAGGUGGCAGCUGCCAUUUAAUGUUGCAACUUGAGUAAUAAAAUAUGUCUUUUUUUUAA
Molecule: messenger RNA, 1406 nt
Organism: Austrofundulus limnaeus
Lineage: Eukaryota; Metazoa; Chordata; Actinopteri; Cyprinodontiformes; Rivulidae
Gene: cks1b
Product: CDC28 protein kinase regulatory subunit 1B
Exons: 4
Coding region: 132-368 (78 amino acids)
Molecular function (GO): cyclin-dependent protein serine/threonine kinase regulator activity
Source: RefSeq, a predicted model, not a curated record